Pararge aegeria (speckled wood butterfly) is the source of this 1524-nucleotide messenger RNA. RefSeq names its product catalase-like. Lineage: Eukaryota; Metazoa; Arthropoda; Insecta; Lepidoptera; Nymphalidae. Gene Ontology annotation, cellular component: cytoplasm; peroxisome; mitochondrion. Gene Ontology annotation, molecular function: heme binding; catalase activity. The coding region runs from base 1 to 1524 and encodes 507 amino acids. Gene Ontology annotation, biological process: response to hydrogen peroxide; hydrogen peroxide catabolic process. The transcript is spliced from 2 exons. The record is from RefSeq and is a predicted model, not a curated record.
AUGAUUCCAUUAUUAAUUACUUUAUUGCUUGGUACAGCGAUUUCAAUGCAAAUGUCGAGAGAUCCUGCCUUGGAGCAAAUAGUUAUGUUUAGAGAGAGAAAUCCGAACCCGAUCGGCAUGCUUACCACAAGUUCAGGAGCACCGGUUUCUUCCACUGACGCCAAUUCUACAUUGAACACACGUUUGUUAUUUAACGAACAUUUCAUGGACUUGAUGGCAUCGUUUGUUCGAGAGAGAAUUCCUUUACGCAUCAUUCAUGCCAAAGCCGCUGGAGGAUGGGGAUACUUUGAAGUAACACACGAUAUCACACACGUUUGUAGAGCAAAAUUGUUUAGUAAAGUCGGCAAACGAACCAAAGUAGCCGUCCGAUUCUCACCAGCGUUUCAACAAAGAGGUGGCAAUGACUUAGAUCGAAACCUUCGUGGGUUCUCCGUGAAGUUUUACACCGAGGAUGGAAUCUUUGAUAUAGUCGGUGCAAAUGCACCUGUAUUUUGCUACAAAGAUCCCCGCUUGUUUACAUCGUUUGUACAUUCACAGAGUAAAAACCCGGUAACUGACAUAUAUGAUCCGAACAUGAUAUGGGAUUUUUUGACUCUUACACCUGAAGCUUUGUUCAUGUAUUUAAUGGCAUAUUUCGGGGACCGUGGUAUUCCCGACGGAUAUCGGCACAUGCCUGGUUUCGGUGUUCACACAUACCAAGUAGAGAAUGUUAUUCGAGAAGCGUAUUUCAUUCGAUUUCAUUUUACACCCGAUGCUGGGUUGAAAAAUUUGCGAUCCGAUGAAGCUAGACGUAUUCAAUCUCGAGAUCCCGACUAUUUCACCAGAGAUUUGUACAGAGCUAUUGGUAAUGGAGACUACCCAAGCUGGACUGUUAGCAUUCAAGUCUUGACAUUGGCCCAGGUGCACGAAUGUGGCUCUUACGUGUUUGAUGUAACAAGAAUCCUACCCGUGGACAAAUAUCCUUUAUGGCCAGUGGGCAAGUUAGUAUUAAACCAGAAUGUAGUAAAUUAUUUCCUGGAGACUGAGCAAAUAGCAUUUAAUCCAGCGAAUUUAGUUCCUGGAAUACUUGGAGGGCCUGACCAUUUAUUUGAAGCGCGUCGCUUCGCUUACAAGGAGUCCCAGUUUUAUCGCUUAGGUGUUAAUUAUAAUAAAAUCUCUGUUAACUGCCCAUUUAAUACGAAAGUUUUGACAUAUAACAGAAAUGGCAGACCACCAAUAGGGGCUAAUGGAUAUGAUAUUCCUAACUACUACCCCAAUUCAUUUAACGGUCCGGUACCAUAUCUUGAUAAUAAUAGCACUACUUUAAUUGAAUUAAUCGAAGGUAAAGCUAAUAACUACGACCAAGUAACUGAUUAUGUAAACGGAUUGAACGACGAAGAAUUCAAUAGAUUAGUUGGAAAUAUAUUGUACAGUUUGCGUCAAGCGGUUAAGUUUAUACAAAAAAGAGCUGUCAGAGAAUUGACUUUUAUAUCUUCUGAACUUGGUCGUCGAAUUGCACAAGGUUUAUUAUCUGAUGAAUACUAA